AUGGCAUCCAUGCCUUACAAAGACACUUGCAAUAUCAGUGUCCAGGAAAUGAAGCAGCAGGAGGGGUCCGCGAGCAGCAGGGUGAGGAGCUUUUCCGUUCGGGACUUGCUUCAGCUCCCCGACAACCCGGCCAAAGUGAGCGACCUGCAGCAGACUCUGGUGGACGACGGGGGCGGCGUCCUGGCCUCCUCCGAGAAGGUCCUGCCGCACCUCGACGACUGCAACCCCAUCCAGGCGGCGGCCGACUCCACCGAGAACACGAAUGUCGUCGAGGACGAGCCCGAGGAGGACAUGGAGGGCGUGGAGGUGUCCGACGAGCCCGAGGACGGCCAGGAGCACCACGGCCGCAAGCGCAAGCGGCGCAUCCUGUUCACCAAGUCCCAGACGUACGAGCUGGAGCGGCGGUUCCGCCAGCAGCGCUACCUGUCGGCGCCGGAGCGGGAGCACCUGGCCUCGCUCAUCAACCUCACGCCGACGCAGGUAAAAAUAUGGUUCCAGAAUCAUCGCUACAAGACCAAGAAGCUCUACCGCGAGAAAGGCCUUCCCUCCUCACUGGAGAACCCCUACGUGCCGACGUCGAACCCCCUAGGCUCGCUGCCGAGUGCGCUGCGACGCCUGACGGUGCCCCUCCUGGUGCGCGAGCGGCUGUCGUCGGUGACCAGCAGCAGCGGCCGGACAGACACCCUGCCCCACGAGACGACGAGCUCCCUGCUGGAGCCCCGACUGCCGCCGCCCCUGCACAUGGCGCCUUCGGUAGCUUUUCCGGGGCUGUUUUCUGGUUUGUUCGGGGCAUCCCAGGGCUUGCUCCCUCCGGCCCUCUCGCAGAACCCUCUCCCUCACGCCCUGGCAGCCUCCCUCACCUCCUCCCUGCUACUGCCGUCCCACCCGCUCUUCUCGACGGCCUCCUCGCUCUCCACGCCGCUUUCCCUCUUCUCCACACACCCCGCCAGCUCCACCGGCGUCGCCCCCAGCAUCGCCCCCGUCACCGUGCUGGAAGGGGGCAGUCGCUCGGCCUCGUCCUCGCCGGUGACGUCCCUCUCGCCGCCGCGGCCUCCUUCGCCCGUCACGAGUGCGUCCGCGGAGACCUCCGUCAGCGCCCCGGCCCAGGUGGCCUCCCGCUGGUGACCCCAGACGCCAGGGUAGAGCAGCCUGCGCGGAGACCUGAUUCGUCUAGCAUUUGUUGUUGUUGCGAAUACUCGACCAUGGCCGUUGGUGGUGAAAUGUGAACUGAUGCAUUUCACUGUGUGCCUUAGGUGUAUAGCGAAGUGUUUCAUGUGUCCCCCGAUGAGUGAUGAUUGUGAUAGUCAUUAGUUAUAUAGUUUAUGUAUAUUUAAAUGAAAAAAAUAUAUUCCCCUCCUCCCUUCUCGAUAGUUGGCGGAGUUUAAGCAGCUAACGUGCAGGUUCCUAGCGCGAAACUAGCACAUUUCUGCUUGAUACAGUGACGAUGGAGCAGGAGCCAAGGGGCAGUGCACGUCAGACACAGAAGUAAUCGAUACUAUUUUCGGGGCCUCUGACACGGCACCGUCAUAGUUGUUCUCACAAGGACUCUCAAUCCAUGACAAAAUAAGCACGUGAUGACAUAUCCUUGUGACUUUUAUCUGUUUUAACCCCCUUCGCCCCAGUGUUGUGUUCAGAAGGGUGGUGUUCGCUCCCGUCGGAAAGUGAACAACCAUCGGGGAGACAAAACGUCCCUUUGUGUCAAAUCCUCGAACAAAUACACACAAAAUAGCAUGAGUUUCUUGGGUUUAAACAUUUCGACGUCAGUGAUCAAGGGACGCGGAGGAGAAGGCGUUCUCCCAUCCGUGCUAGUGUCACUUACCCUAGGCUAGAGUGUUCAACUUUAUAUCACCGCACUUGGAACCUCCUUGCACUCCGCCCCCAACCCCUCUCGCCCGGACCCCCACUUCCCCCCUGCUUCGAACUGCCCCGAGAACAGAGAGAAAAAUACCACAGAUACUGGUGUAGACUCAAAACGCUGUUGCAGGAAGUGUAACGUAAUUAUAUUAACGUUAACUCGACACUCCUGCGGGUUAAUCUCUGUGACUUCGUGUCUCUUGUGUGUCGCGAGCAAUAGGAGGAAAAGAUAUUCUGUGAAUAUUAUAACUCCUUUGUUAGAUCUUGCCAUGCGACGGCAGAAAUGCGUGUCGAAUAUCAUGCAAAAAUUAGAAGAAGAAAAUAACAAGUCUGGCCGUUACUUUGAUCUUUAAAGCGUUAUGUAAAUAAUUUAUUUAAAAGUAAUGAAUAAUAAUGACGAU
This is a messenger RNA of Penaeus vannamei (Pacific white shrimp), 2255 nucleotides long. RefSeq names its product homeobox protein Nkx-2.8. Gene Ontology annotation, molecular function: DNA-binding transcription factor activity, RNA polymerase II-specific; RNA polymerase II cis-regulatory region sequence-specific DNA binding. Gene Ontology annotation, biological process: regulation of transcription by RNA polymerase II; cell differentiation. The record is from RefSeq and is a predicted model, not a curated record. NCBI's taxonomy places the organism in Eukaryota, Metazoa, Arthropoda, Malacostraca, Decapoda, Penaeidae. Gene Ontology annotation, cellular component: nucleus.